GACGACGACCCCGCUUGCGGCCCAUUAAUCGACGCCGUCGCCAUCCGCACCCUCUACCCUCCCCGCCCCACCAAUAAAAACAUCCUUAAAAACGCCGGUUUUGAAGAAGGCCCCAUUUUUCUCCCCCACGCCAGUUGGGGAAUCAUAAUUCCCCCUAAUAUAGAAGACGACCACUCCGCACUCCCUGCCUGGAAAAUCGUUUCUCUCAAGGCCGUUAAGUACAUCGACACCGCGCAUUUCGCAGUGGGGGAGGGCCGCCGGGCGGUGGAGCUCGUCGCCGGGCGGGAGAGCGCGAUUGCGCAGACGGUGAGGACUGUAGUCGGGCGGGCCUACGCUCUCACAUUUGCGGUUGGAGACGCGCGUGAUGGGUGCGUUGGGAGUAUGGUGGUGGAGGCCUUUGCGGCGCGGUCGUCGGUGAAGAUACCGUAUGAGUCGAAGGGGAAGGGUGGCUACAAGCGCGCGGUGUUGAGAUUCACGGCUAUCGGAGAGAGGACUAACGUUGUGUUUCAGAGUUCCUUCUAUCACACGCGGGAUGAUGGCGCACUUUGUGGGCCGGUUAUUGACGAUUUGCUUCUCGUUAGCGUGCGGGCCGGGCCGGCUAGAAUUUCCCACCGUCUCUAAGCCAACACUCCUCGUGGGCUGUUGUUUGUGGGUACCAUGUAUGGUUGGGCCUCAUUUAGUUAUAUAUAUGAAGUUUUUAUAUAUAAUUAAUUGUGUUUUUUUUUUGUGUUGUGUUAAUCAAUGAUUGG
This is a messenger RNA of Dendrobium catenatum, 749 nucleotides long. RefSeq lists its product as uncharacterized. The annotation marks the transcript as partial. Lineage: Eukaryota; Viridiplantae; Streptophyta; Magnoliopsida; Asparagales; Orchidaceae. The transcript has a single exon. The record is from RefSeq and is a predicted model, not a curated record.